CCCCCCAUCUCCCCGAUGGGGACUCAGAACGGCUUACAUGGGCCCAAGCCUGGACAACAUAUUACAGCAAAAUGAAACCAAAACAUUAUCUUAAAGUUCAUAGUGAUGGGGAAAAUGAUAACUAAUUAAAAUGGAGUGUAAAUAGUCAUAUUUUGGCACCCAGUUCAUGGAUCCCAUAAAACCCAUCAAUGGUUCAAUUAUCAGAUGACCUAAUAUUUCUUGAGACAAUCCAAGUGUCAUUUUGGUAUGCAAAAAAGGUAAACAUCUACUUCCUAGGCAGAGGUUUUCUGUUCAAGGAGAACUGUAAUAACCACCACAGUCUCAACUAUCUAGACCUGUGUAUGACCAUUCUGGUAUCCCUAAAAUCAAAUGUUUCAUUUUUGCAACUAUAGCUCUAUUUCGAGUAUACAUUGCAUUUAUUUUUGGAUUAUUUCAAUCAUCACUGAUAUUUCAUAUGUAAUAGAAUAUAAUUCAACUUUGAUUAUCAAAUAAAUAUUGAAUAAAUGUUUCCAGAAUAUCUGCCAUUAGCAAUUUUAUGUAGUCUUAAUAUCUUCAGGAAUGCCAGAUUGUUGGUUUACUUUUGUAUAAGGAAUUCAAGUUGUUGCUUUUCUUAAAAAUGAAAAAUGACAUGUUAUUUGUAUAGAGAGGCUGCACUGGAAAUUUCCUGUCACCACAAAUAGCCAUACUAAUGUAACUAAAUUUGCUACUUGCUGAUGAUCAUGAGCUGUGAACUAUCUUGAUUUAAUUCUAGCCUCUAAGUGUACAUUGAAAAACAAAGCAAAACAAAACCAAUCCUAUAAUUAGAAUUUGUUGGCACAUUUAUGCGACCUGUUUACUUGUUCAAGCAUAAGCUGGGUCUGGAAAUUGAUAAAGCACUUUGCAGUGAGAGUUGGCAGGGAAGGAUGUUAAAAUCAAAGCCAAUGUGUGGACAACAAAGCUUAAGUGUCUGAAGACAUUAAUUUAAGAAUUUUAGAGUGUAUUUCUAUAGGCAUUGACCUAGGAAAUAACAAAGGAGUUGUGGUAGGCAUGCAUGGGAUAAUGCUGUUAUUCUGUUUAAUUCAAAUGACAAUCUGCUGUGUUUCCCAAAUUAUUAAAUCACAUCUUAUUCCUGUUUGAAUAAAUGGGUGGAUUUUCUUUCCUAACCAAAUAGACUCCACUGGUUUGAAAGCAUAAAUGAAAACGAUGAAGUAAAUUGGAGACCGAUUCCUGUCAUCUAAUAAUCAUGUUUCUUCUAGUUUCCUAAUCAGAACAAAAAAUGAGAGCACCAUUUCAGGAAUCUAGAGGGAAUGAAAGUGAUGAAGAAGAAGAGGAAGAGGAGGAAGAUUAUGAUGGAAAGGUAUUUCUUAAGCCGGUUGUUGAAGAUAAAAACAUGGAACUUGCUAAAAGAUGUACUGAAAUGAUAAGCAAUGUACAUUAUAAAGAAGAAUAUGAAAAAUCUAAAGACAAGUUCACAUUUGUACGUGACACUCCUCAGUUAAUGCAUGUGAAAAAUCUCUCUGCUUUUUUAUCUGAGGCAAAAUAUAAAGCAAACGCAAAGAAAGAACUUUCUAAUUCACUUUACCAGCAGAUGCCAGCUACCAUUGACAGUGUAUUUGCAAAAGAGGUCAUGCAGCUUCAGAGCAAGGUUCACUACAAUAAGAAACACAUUUCUGAAAAGGGAACAUCAAACUAUGCACAAAUGAAGGAGCCUCCAGAUGUUAAGCAUGCCAUGGAAGUUAGCAGAAACCAAAGUAAUGUUUCAUAUAAGAAAGAUCUUCAGGAUACUCAUAAAUUCACUGAAGUUUCAAAGAGACCUGAUAUCGUGAUGGCAACUCAGUUAACAAAGAUAAUAAGCAAUGCUGAAUAUACAAAAGGAAGAAAAGAAAUGAGUAAAGAGCCAAUGGUACUUGGAAGACCAGACUUCGACCAUGCUCAAGAGGUUUCCAAAUAUUUAAGUCAAGUUAAAUACAAAGAGCAAUAUAUUAAGGAUAUGAAAAAGUACUCCUUCAAUCCUCUUGAAAGUGCUUCUUUCAAGCAAGCACAACUUGCAUCAGCCUUGGCAAGCAAUGUAAAAUACAAAAAAGACUUAGAAAACAUGCAUGAGCCAACUUCUGCCUUUCCAAAUCUUUUACAUUUAGAGCAUGUUUUGGCUGCAACUAAGAUCCACAGUAAUUAUGAAUAUAAAAGAAUCUUUGAAAAAAACAAGGGAAUGUACCAUUUUCGACCAGACACAGCAGAACAGCAACACCACAAAGAAAAUGCUGUGCUUCAAAGUCAGGUUAAGUACAAAGAGAAAUAUGAAAAAUCAAAAGGAAAGUCUAUGCUGGAAUUUGUUGAUACGCCAUUAUACCAAGUUUCAAAGGAGGUGCAAAGGAUUCAAAGUGAGAACAUGUAUCGAAAAGAAUUUGAAGAUAAAGUCAAAGGGAAGGCAGCACUGGAUUUAGACAAGACACCAGAAUUUUUGCAUGUGAAACAUAUUACUAAGCUGUUGAAAGAGAAAGAAUACCGAAAAGAUCUGGAAAAUCAAAUAAAAGGCAAAGGAGUUAGGCUCAUUUCAGAAACUCCUGACAUGAAAAGAGCAAAGAAGGCAUCUGAAAUUGUUAGUGAGAAAGAAUAUAAAAAAGAUUUGGAGACUGAAAUUAAAGGAAAAGGAAUGCAGGUUGGCACAGAUACACCUGAAAUUCAGCGAGCUAAAAGAGCAUCUGAAAUUGCAAGCCAGAAAGAAUACAAGAAACAUCUAGAAAUGGAAAUUAAAGGGAAAGGAAUGCAGGUGGGCAUGGAUACCCCUGAUAUACAACGAGCGAAGAAAGCUUAUGAAAUUGCAAGCCAGAAAGAAUAUACGAAGCACCUGGAGACUGAAAUCAAAGGGAAAGGAGUGCAAGUGGGCACAGAUAUCCCAGAGAUACAGCGAGCAAAGAAAGCUUCUGAAAUAGCCAGCCAGAAAAAGUACAAAAAUGAAGCAGAAAAGAUGAUGUGUACCUAUUCUUCUGUGCCUGACACUCCUGAAAUCAAAAGGGUUAAAAACACACAGAAAAAUAUCAGUUCUGUACUUUAUAAGAAGGGGAUAGGUGCUGGCAUACCGCUAAGAGAGACUCCUGAAAUCGAGAGAGUAAAGAAAAAUCAGCAAAAUAUUAGUGCAGUGUGUUACAAAGGACAGCUUGGUAAAGCUACUUCUGUGAGUGUCACCCCUGAGAUGGAGAGAGUUAAGAAGAAUCAAGAAAUUAUCAGCGCGGUCAAGUACAGAAGAGAUCAGCAACAAAUGAAAGGUAGACCUAGUAUGAUUCUAGACACACCUGAGCUAAGGCAUGUCAAAGAGACGCAAAACAACAUUUCAAUGAUCAAGUACCAUGAAGAUUUUGAGAAGACAAAAGGCAGAGGAUUCACUCCAAUAGUGGAUGAUCCUGUAACUGAACGGGUAAGAAGAAAUACCCAGGUGGUUAGUGAUGCUGCUUAUAAAGGAGUUCACCCACACAUAGUGGAAAUGGACAGGAGACCUGGAAUAAUUGUGGACCUCAAAGUUUGGCGCACAGAUCCUGGCUCCAUCUUCGACAUUGACCCUUUGGAAGAUAAUAUUCAGUCUAAGAGUCUCCAUAUGCUUUCGGAAAAAGCAAGGCGUUACAAUAAACAGCAUUUUCAUUCUACCAGUACUUCUGGCGUUGGAGAUGACAAGUCAGAUGGUUCUAUAUUUUCUUAUUCAAGUGAGGUAACAAAGCCAUCUAAUGAAGGAGCCCCUGUGCUUCCUGGGGCAUAUCAACAAAGCCAACCCCAAGGAUAUGGUUACAUGCACCAGACUAGUGUGUCGUCAAUGAGAUCAAUGCAUUCACAGCCACAUUCAGCUAACUUGAGAACAUACAGAGCUAUGUAUGACUAUAGUGCUCAAGAUGAAGAUGAAGUUUCCUUCAGAGAUGGUGACUACAUCAUCAAUGUACAACCAAUUGACGAUGGUUGGAUGUAUGGUACUGUUCAGAGAACUGGGAAAACUGGAAUGCUUCCGGCAAAUUAUAUUGAGUUUGUUAAUUAAUACUUACUAUUAGUCCUCAGUUUUAUUUUGGUUUUAUCUAAUCUUUACAAGAGUAUUUUAAAAACACACCUUCUUUACUUCCCUGUUAAUGUAUCAAUCUAUGUUCAUAUGCUGAAGUCUACAUACACGUCCUCUAAGACAUCCAAGAAGCUCCAAGUUCCAAAAAUAUGCUAGUUAACAUGGUCUGUAAAAAUGAACUCUUGAUGGAAACUGUAAACCUGGUGCUUGUAAUCAUGUAAAGGUUUCUGUCAAUUAGCUCCCAAAUAUAAUUCUGCCUUUACAGUAGGCCGUAUUUCUCAUUAAAGCUAUAAUCACAAAGCAGCAGAUAUUUUUUUAAUGUGUGACUUUGAAAUUGUGAAAGGCUAUAGCUUGCUGUUAAGAUUUGAGCCAUUAAAAACCCAUAUGAACCAAAUUUAUAUAUAUUAUUUUUGUCGUAAUGAAUGAUGUAAUCCAAUGUUGCUUACUACUGCCUGGCAGCCUUAAACAAAAUAUAUCUUGUUCUUAAUGGUGAACAGUUCCUGAUAAACAAUUGUCCAGUCAACUGUAUUUUAUCCAGAAGUUUCUGUUUGCUCUCAUCCAUAGUGCCAGCUCAUGCCAGUCUUCCUAAACCAACUGUUGUGAAUGAUCCACAAGUCAUGAGAUAGCUGUGUUUUUGCACAGCUAAGAGACAAUUUUAGAGUACAUUUGUUAAUUCCUACCUUUUCUAUUUUGUUAAUUCCAACGUUUUUCUAUUUUCCCUUGUACUAAUGCUCUUUAUAUAGAAAUGAUUAUCUUUAAAGCACUUUACAAAUAACAUUUAUCUCUAAUCUUUCCUUCUGACAAGAAUCUUGUCUUGGGAUGUUAUAAUACCAUGUCAUGAAAGCAAAUGAUGAUAUGCUUUACUUGUAACAGUGUAAUGGGUGAUGGAGUUUACAAUAUGAAUGUGAGCUUAGAUUUUGAACUGAAUGGUAAGCAAUGUGAGUUGUCUCCACAAAUGAUUAGUAGAAGAAAAUAUUAUUAGACUUUUAAUCAAUUUCUAUUCUUGUAAAUACAUAACUCAUUGAAUUGUUCAAUAAGUAAAGCAUGGUAGCCAUUUGAGAAAUUUUGCUAUCAUAACAAGAUGAGCAAUGCAAAAAAUGUACUAUUUUGCACAUUUGAAAAGAAGCAUGCAAUUCAUUAGCUUAGUGCUACUGUCUCAACAGCUUGGUUCUAAUCAGCUUUAGAGGAAUAACAAAACCCUUCUGAGAUGUUUGAGACAUUUUAGGACAUGUUGCAUGUGUGGUCCUCAGAAUACUUAUGGCCCUUGAGUAGCUUCCUUGUGGCCUUUGGACUUUCUGAAGCCCCCAAACCCCCCCCCCCCCCAAUGUUUUUUUUCUUCUUGGCCAAAAUGUUUUGCACUUAGACACAUUUUUUGGGUCCUCCAUCUCAAAAAAAGAAAAAAAGAUCCAGGCCAAAUAUGAAUAGAAGCACCCAGAAUAUUAUUUUCUGUCAGAGAACAUUAUGGCUGUGAUGGGCUAUAGUAGCCUAUCUGAAAACCAGAGGUGCCAAAAAUGGUCUUCUAACCACCAGCUUGUGCCCUCCCCAUUUUAGGACUGGAUGAGAACUGAUAUAGCAUAGUUGAUAAAAGAUGGAGGAGAACAAUAUAAGGGAGUGGCUACUCUGUCAAGUAUCUCUGAUAUUGAGGACCUUGUCAGCACAUAGGUGACUGGAGAAGAAAGCAAGAUACAUUUUCCUACUGUUUUCCUUUCCUGUGGUUCUGUCACUAUUUUUCCUUCCAUUCAAAUAAAAGGAAGCAGGAAAUGACCUGUUUCAAUGUCUAUUGUUUCCUAAUGCCAGGGAGGACAUUGCCUGAAGUAGCUUUUAUGUCUAUGGAGCUUUUUGUUUGUGUCUUUGAGGUGGACAUAUCCUCCACCUUACCAUUAACUCUUCUUGGAUGGCUAUUGUCAUGAGUUGUGAAUGAAAAGCCUAAUACAAUUCUUACCUCUCUGACACAAGGCCAAUUGAUAGGUUUCAGUAAGCUGCCCUCAUUCAUGGGAUAAUGAUACUAAGACAUCUGUUUGUAAGAACACAGUAAAAUAAAACAUGAGGCACUGUUUGCAAGUCCUUCUAAAGUAUCUUAUAAAUGUGUUAUUUGGCUGGAUAGACAUUUCCUUCUUCCAAUAGAUGAGCACAUUUUUGAGGAGAUUUCUUUCGUUGGGUGAAGAAAAUCCAUGGACACAAACUAUUAUUCUUAACUCAAUGAACUUUUUCUCAAAUUAUGUAGGACAGAAGUUGGGAAAAAUACUUUUGAGGAAACAUAAAUUUUUUUGAAUGUCUGAAUUCAUUCUUCAGUCUAGAUAAAUUUCCAAUCCUAAUGAGUAAUGCAUAAAAGUAAAUUUAUUCAGAUACUUUCCUUAUUUCUUAUGCACAAAUUAAUCUUUAUGAAUGUCACUGAUUUCUUUUAUAAAUGUAUAAUGUCUCAAGAGUUCUGAUACGGAAAUACCUUAUUUUCCUACCAACUCUGUUCAAGUGUUGCCAUUUGUGAUCAUUUGUCUCUUAUUUUUCUCUGUUAAAAAGGAAUGUUUUUUAAAGAAUUAAAUUCAGGCAGGGAAAUGUAAACCCAAAAAAGAUUGGUACAUAUAUUUGCAUAUAAGGGCUAGAACAGCUGCUGCUAAUUGAAUGAAUUUCUGAAAUCAGGGGUUAAAUGGCCUGGGUCCAUUAUAGUGGGUCCAUUUUUGUACAUUGUACUUUUUAUUGUCUAAAGAAAGUAUAACCUAACUGCUUUUAAAAAAGACGCAUUCUCAAAAACCAGAGUGAUAUUUCAUGAUUAUUUUAGUAAUUAUUAAGGGUGGUAUGAUGUUUUAAACAUGCUAAGUCACUUGUAAGUGCAAAGAUUAAAGACUUCCUCUGCAGUGAAUUAUUCAUUUCUAUUAUUCUGUUUUAUCUAUCAGGGGAAAUAAAUAUCUAUCCAGAAGAUUAGUAGCCAUUUUGUCUCUUGGCCAUCUUUCUGCAAUUUCUACCAUUGGACUCACCCAGUUUAGGGCAUUUUAGUGUGAGCUGGACUAGCAGGGAAAUCAAAUCAAUGGUAAUAAGAGUCUAGUGGCUCAUUCACUUGUCCUGAGUUGAGACAGAACAAAAUUCUCAUGUGACCAUACUACUUCAAUUUACAUGUAGGGAAUGGCUUUGAAUUUGCCUUUGCCACUUCAGUCUAUGGCAUCAAAAAGUGCCAUGAAAGACAAAUGUAAACUGUUAUUUGCAUUGCCACCUCAUUAUUUUUUUACUUUGUAAAUAGCAUCUGAGGAGAAGCCUAGAAAGUCUUGGAAGCGAGGGAAAUAGAAGGCAAAGGGAAGUUUAACUCUUUUAUCUCCUUGUACAGUUCUAGCAGAAAUCUCAUCUCUGAACCAGCAAUUUUCAUUUUGAAGGAGCCUUCCAUUGGUACCAUUUCUCACAGCCAUUUCCAGAAGCCCCAAGAAUAAUUUCCAUUUCUCUGGCUAUGUUAAACAUUUCAUAUACUUCUCUCGUGAACCUUAAUGUUCUCAAGCAAUGAAGUAAUAAUGGCAAUCUUUGGGAUUUGCAUUAUAAAAAACCCAAGCAAUGCUACAGAGUGAGCGUUGGACUGGAGGGAAGUACAGUAAUUGGAUUCACAUUGUUCAGAAUAAAAGAAAGAAUAUGAAUUUCACAACUGGUACAUGAAAAAUACUGAUGUAUAUAUGAUAUUUUGGCUCUUUCAUCCUCAAUAUUGUCUCUGGCUAUUGGUAACGUUUUGCCUUUAAAAAUGAGAAGUGCUUAUUUCCAGAAACAAUAUCUGAAAUCAUAUAUAAGUUAUCACAUUUGGUAACUGUGACACAUAUUCCUUGUAGUGAUGGUUGACAUGCAAUUACCAUUCUGCAAUAGAAUAGGAAUGGUGAUUUACCAUGAUAUGGUUGUAACUAAGACCUAUUAAGGUUUAAGUGUUUUCAAUUAACAGCCUACUGUUAACUGUUAGAUUAGCUCUGGUUAAAAAUUGAUAGCAUGCUGGAAUCUGUCAGUGACCCAGAACUUUGACUAUUUACUAGAUAGAACAGAGCCAAUAGUUUUUGCUAGGAAAUGCAAAGAUGCCAAAUUAAAAUGAUGAAAUAUUGUACAACGCCUUCUUUAAUCCUCCUCUAUUUGGUUCUCCAGUAUUUCUUCAGUUCAUAAUCUAGGAUCCAAAGCAAUGGCAUGUAUAAAGAGAUGAGACUAGUGUGUAUUAGUCAGAGCUUCAUUUGCUCUUGCUGUAUAUGUAAGGGUAUAUACACACAAACACAAAUUCAAACAAGAGAUUUGUACAUUUCAGUUUCAGAUUUCUUUUUCUAGGUGGCAAUGCAGCUUCCACCUGUUUAUAAUGGAGCACAUAUUUUUGAUGCUGAAAGUUACAGGUCCAGUCCUUGGUUUGUUUUUACUUUCUGUGCUUUCAUUUCAGACUUGUGGUGACACUAAAGUGAACCUAUCUUUGGGUUUUCUUGUCAAGAUUUGAUCUGAGGAAGGUUGCCUUUGCCUUCCUCUGAGAUUGUGAUUUGCCCGAGGUCAUCCAGUGGAUUUCUAUGACCAAACAGGGAUUCAAACUCUAGUUCCAAAGUCACAGUCCUGUAUUCAACACACUAUACUUGAGAUCCAACUGAAAGCCCUUAGAAUUUUUGCCAGAUCAGUUCAAUGUCUUUAGCUAGACAGUGCUAUACUGCUACAGGGUUUCAUUUUCAUUGGAUGAGGUAUUUCCAACAUAUCUAUGUAUCAACAAACUGCUGGGAAUGUUAGGAAGUAGUAGGCUAUUUAGAGGCUGUGUAUCACUUAAUUCUGCACCAUAUCUGCAAGGUUUAAUUCUUGUAGUUUACUUUUUGGCUAACUCUAGCUAACAAUUCUCAGAUUUCUGUCUGUUUACCCAUAAUCCCAAAUUUGAACUGUGAACUUGUUUCAAUCUCAUCCCCAAACUCUAGUGAUGACUCAAGCCAAACAUUUGAUUAACACAAGUGGCUUAAUUGUUCAGGAUUAUUGUUAGAAGAGCAAAAGAAGAGGCAUUUGCCCCUCAGUUUUUUUUUCUAGCUGCAUAUCUUAAAUCAGUGGUGGGGAAAACUGGGUUCCUCCUGAUACUGUGGACUACAGAUUUUACAUUCACUUACCAUUGACUGUACUGUGUAAAUGAUUGCAGUUGUAGGCUAAAAGACAAGAUAAGUAAAAAUUCCACAUAUUUAAGAUUUAAGUGAAUAUAAUGCUGUUCUCUUGGCUUCAUUGCAGACCACAUAGGCUUCCAUUCCCAUAUUCUGUUCAAAUACCAACGUUCUUCGUUGGUAUUCUUGUUCUCAUAGGGAUUGCCCCUAAACAGAUUGGGGGAUUGCAUAGUCCUUCAGAUGUAGUUGGAUUGCAGUUUUCAUCAGUCCUACCACCAUAACCAAAUGCUAGGAGUUGCAGUACAACAAUAUUUGGAAGGAGACACAAUUUCCACCCUUGCCAUUAAGCCCCUUUAAAAUGUAUAAUUGCUGUUUUAGCUAAGCAGAAAAAAUGAUAAACAAAUCAAACCAUAUUUAAUGAAGAAGAGCAUACAAAACUUUGGCUAAGCACACGGGUCUCUCUGAAGCAUGCAUGUUCUUGAUUUGGAUCCAAAAUAUUAAGUCUAUGAGAAGUACAAUAUUGGAAUCCCUGUGGAGAUAGGAAUCCCUGUGGAGAACUGGAGUUAUUUUUCUUCUUCUAGGUUUACAUGUACUUCAUUGGGACAUUCAAAGGAUUUUUCAUAUGCCUUUUGCAUCUGUUGAACAGAAAUUGUAUAUUGUGUAUGUAUGAUAUAAUCAAGUUACUACAUACCGAAACAUAUUAUUUUAGUGAUGUCAUUAUGUUACCUAGUGUAUUAUUACAUUCUGCAUACAUUACAAAGUACAAUUUGCUAAAGCAGCAGAAAUCUUUCUUAUUUACUGUAUUUGUUUAGCAUGAUGUGGAACUCAUCUACUGGUUUUUGCAAUUUAUAAAUAGCAAAAAUUUAAAUACAUUAUGUGCUGUAGUUUGAUGUAUAUUUUGCUUAAAAAUCCAUAUUCCUAAAUAAUUUGCAUAACUGUACUUUUCUUUGGAAGUCUGAAAUCAUGAUGUGAACAUUGUUGCCCAUUGGGGGAAAGAAUUUCAAUGGAUUGUACCAUAUGACAUAGUUUAGCUUUUGUUUUGCAAAUGGAUAACACCAGCUAUUAAAGCAUAUUUUAUGAUAAAUGCUUUAAAUCCUGUUUAUCCCCCUGUACACUGUGAAUCUUGAUGCCUCAGUGGACUAAAGUGACAUUCUGCUGCCUGAAGUACUAACCUAUGCAACCUCAUUCACAUUUUGGUUGAUGUCAAGUAGUUGUAAAAAUUUACGUACUCAUCGUAACAUACAAUGGCACUGAAAUAAAAUAUUAAAGUUACAUUUAA
Molecule: messenger RNA, 10360 nt
Organism: Anolis sagrei ordinatus
Lineage: Eukaryota; Metazoa; Chordata; Lepidosauria; Squamata; Anolidae
Gene: NEBL
Product: nebulette
Biological process (GO): cardiac muscle thin filament assembly
Cellular component (GO): focal adhesion; Z disc
Molecular function (GO): actin filament binding
Source: RefSeq, a predicted model, not a curated record